Molecule: messenger RNA, 834 nt
Organism: Adineta steineri
Lineage: Eukaryota; Metazoa; Rotifera; Eurotatoria; Adinetida; Adinetidae
Source: the annotation of a GenBank genome assembly
AUGAAAAGAACGAUCACCACCAUAACAAAUUCAAAUAAUGCAAAUAUUAAAGCAAAUUUAUCUCUUGAAGGUAUUGUUGUAGCAGUAACAGCUAUUUUGGAUAGCCAAAUUACCAAACACGGAAAAUAUUGGACAGCAUUAGUAUGCGAUUCAAAUCAAAAUUUAAAUCGCAUUGCAAAAUACUUGUCGUCGAAAACUAAUUGUUCACUUCAUCCAAAAAUUAUUGAAUAUUUAAAUAAUCAAAAUGGCAUUAAAUUAAAUAAACUUAAAUUUAGUGGCGAUAAUAUGUAUACUGCAAGUAAUGAAACAAUAGCUGCACCAAAAGUCGUCACAUUCACACCUACAUGUACUCAAAUUAGUACAAUUAAUGAUAUUCAAUCCAUGUCUGAUGGUCAAUAUGUAUCCUACAUGUGCAAAAUAAUCGAUAUUGGUCCUCUCUGUUAUGAAUCAACGAUAAUAGGAAUAAUUACAUCAAUUGGAUUAGUUGACGAGACUUUUAGCUGUCCAAAAUGUUAUUCUACUGAUAUUGAGCGAAAUUAUAAAACAAUUAGAUGCAACACAUGUAAAUCACGAUCGUUGUAUUUAAAACAAUCGAAUCAAAAUCAAAUACAACUGACUAUUACUGAUGUUAAACAAAAUAUAUUUGAACUCAUAGUUGAUACACCAAAAAUUACAUCGUUGUUACAAGAAUGUAAUCAUGAUGAACUUUCUACACAAGAUUUAGUUAAACAAGAAAGUGUCUUACUUGUCUUAUCAUCGAUAACUGUUGUCGUUAAUUUUAAUCCAAUAAAUAAACAUAUAACUAAUAUCGUGACAAAUAAUAAUAAUAACUAA